Molecule: messenger RNA, 2457 nt
Organism: Colletotrichum graminicola M1.001
Lineage: Eukaryota; Fungi; Ascomycota; Sordariomycetes; Glomerellales; Glomerellaceae
Product: tetratricopeptide
Exons: 3
Coding region: 1-2457 (818 amino acids)
Biological process (GO): N-terminal peptidyl-methionine acetylation
Cellular component (GO): NatA complex; cytoplasm
Molecular function (GO): protein-N-terminal amino-acid acetyltransferase activity; protein binding
Source: RefSeq, a predicted model, not a curated record
AUGCCGCAACCUCUCAAUUCGAAAGAGGCUUCCCUCUUUCGAGCCGUCAUCCGUGCCUAUGAGGACAAGCAGUACAAGCGCGGUCUCAAGUCCGCCGACCUGAUCCUCAAGAAGAACCCCAAGCAUGGCGACACCAUGGCCAUGAAGGCCCUCAUCAUGAACGCGCAGGGCAAGACCGAGGAGGCCUUUGCGCUGGGCAAGGAGGCCCUGACGGUGGAUAUGAAGUCGCACAUCUGCUGGCACGUCUACGGCCUGCUGUACCGCGCCAACAAGAACUUCGAGGAGGCCAUCAAGGCCUACAAGUUUGCGUUGAAGCUCGAGCCAGAGUCGACUCAGAUCCAGCGGGACCUGGCCAUCCUUCAGGUGCAGAUGCGCGAUUAUGCCGGGUACAUCCAGAGUCGCACAGCCAUGCUGCAGGCGCGCCCCCAGCUGCGCCAGAGCUGGACUGCGCUGGCCAUCGCCCAUCACCUCGCCGGUGACUUGUCCGCGGCCGAGAACGUCCUGACCACUUACGAGGGCACGCUCAAGUCCACGCCUUCCCGGGGAGACUACGAGAACUCCGAGGCCGUCAUGUACAAGAACACCAUCAUUGCAGAGCAGGGUGACUACCAGCGAGCCCUCGAGCACCUCGAGACUGCUGCAAAGCACAGCCUCGACAGGCUUGAAUACUUGGAGCUGCGCGCCAAGUACUUGGUCAAGUUGGCCAAGAAGGAGGAGGCCGUUGCCGCAUGGGAGGCUCUUGUUGAGCGCAACCCGGACCGCCCUGCCUACUUUAAGGGCUUGGAGAGUGCCCAUGGCUUUGCCGACAGUGAUCUGGAUGCCAGAAAAGCAGUCUACGAAACAUACGCAAAGAAGUUUCCCCGCUCAGAUGCGCCUCGCCGGUUGCCCCUGAGCUUCUUGUCCGGCGAUGCUUUCCGCACUGCGGCCCGGGAGUACCUGACGCUCAUGUUCAACAAGGGCGUUCCUUCAACGUUCGCCAACCUGAAGCACCUCUACUCCGAUUCCUCAAAGAAGGAGGCCCUAGAGGCUUUGGCUCAGGAGUACCUAGAGUCCCAGGAUUCCAGCUCGGAAUCGACCAAUGGCGACCGCUCAAAGGGCGAGGCCGCGGCCCUCUACUUCCUCGCUCAACACUACAACUACCACCUGAGUCGCGAUCUGGCCAAGGCUCACGAGUACGUAGACAAGGCUAUCGAGAAGGUCCCCGACAGCGUCGACUUCACCAUGACCAAGGCCAGGAUAUGGAAGCACCAGGGCAACCUCCAAAAGGCUUCCGAGACCAUGGACAAGGCCCGUACCCUGGAUACCCGGGACCGCUACAUCAACACCAAGGCCGCCAAAUACCAGCUGCGCAACAACGAAAACGACAAGGCACUGAAGACCGUCGGCCUGUUCACCAGAGCAGACACCGUCGGCGGGCCGCUUGCCGAUCUCCUGGACAUGCAGUGUGUCUGGUAUCUGACAGAGGAGGGUGAGGCGUGUGCCAGACAGGGCGACGACGCCCUGGCGCUCAAGCGAUUCCACACUGUCCACAACAUUUUCGAUGUUUGGCAAGAAGACCAGUUUGACUUCCACAGCUUCUCUCUGAGAAAGGGCCAAAUCCGAGCCUAUGUCGACAUGGUCCGAUGGGAGGAUCACCUUCGCGACCACCCCUUCUACUCGAGAGCUGCGUUGGACGCCGUGGCCAUUUACCUCAAGCGCGCCGAUCGUCCGUCAGCGAACGGCGUCAACGGCGAUGCCAACGGCGACGACGCCUCUGAGAGGAAGAAGGCCGCCAAGAAGGCCAAGAAGGAGCAGCAGCGUUUGGAGCGCGAAGCCGCCGAGCGCGCAUCCAAACAGGACCCCAACAAGGGCAAGCCUAGCGAAGAACCGAAGAAGAAGGACGAGGAUCCUCUGGGCCUCAAGCUCCUGGACGCCGAGCCCCUUGGUGCCGCCAUGCGUUUCGUCACUCCUUUGUUGCAAUUCAGCCCCAAAAACAUUCAGGCCCAGUUUGCCGGCUUCGACGUUUACUUGCGCAGGAAGAAGUACGUUCUCGCGCUACGUUGCCUCAACGCUGCCCGUGAAUUGGACGAGGCUCACCCCAGGGUCCACGAGCGGAUCGUUGAGUUCGCUCACGUUGUCCGACCCGCCCUCGAGAGCCUGCCUGCGAAGGUGCAAGAACUCAUCAAGUCCGAGUUUACGCCCCCUGCUGGGGACCUGAAGAAAUACAACGAGGAGUUCUUAGCGAACAACAAGUCCAAGCCCCCGUACAUUGUCGCCGCGCUUAAGACCCGGAGAGUUCUUGGGGAGGACCGACCCAAGACCGAGGCCGACCUCGCCAAUGUUGUCAAGGCGCCCGAGGCCACCUUCGAGCUCGCCGCGGAAGUCUACGACAUUCUUAAGGCGUGGAGAAGCAGCGAAGCCGAAACCCUCAAGAAGGCGGCGCAUGAGCGAUGGCCCGAGGUAACCGUCUUUGCCUAG